AUGUCACUCAAGCGGAAAGCGCUGGGAGACGUCGCCAGCGGUCGGUCCUCGAAGCGCUCCACGCCUGCUGCCUCUACACCCGUUAGCCUCGACAGUGACGAUGAGUACUUCGAAGGCUCCGAUGGGCGGUCACAGGAUGACGCGAGCGAUAGCGAAAAAGAGCACAUUCGGAAGGCAAGGGCAAGACUAGACUUCAGCUCCUUCCAAGGCACAAAGCAGAAAUAUAGGCCAUCUAUCUUUGGUGAAAAGGACUUCUCGUGGCUGUCACUGAAAGCAGAUCAUGACAACCGGCCACUGUGGAUCGACCCAAACGUCUCCGCAGGAUCGAAGAAAGGCCCCAAAAUCACGCUCGAGAGUUUCUCCCCGCUGGCUUCGCAAGCCACAGACUUACUUACCACAAUUGCUGAGCCUCAGUCGAGACCAACAUAUCUUCACGAAUACCGUUUCACAGAGCAUAGUCUGUAUGCAGCCCUAUCGGUAGGUCUCCGCGGUGAAGAUAUCAUACGUGCGCUAGAGAAGCUGUCGAAGACCCACGUGCCUGAAAGCGUGAUCGAAUUUAUCAACAGGCAUACCAAAACUUAUGGCAAAGUCCGCCUAGUGUUACGGAACAACAAGUUCUACGUUGAAUCGGAUGAGCGCAGUAUCGUUGAUAUGCUGUUGAGAGACCCCAUCAUCGGACCUUGUAAAGCCGUCGGCACUGAUGUUCAGACCGGCGUCAUCCAGACCAAGGCGACUGUCAUCCAAGGCACCAGCAAUGCCAAGGGCAUGACACAAGCUGGACAAAACAAUGUGGAGAUGCCGCGCGACAAUCCUCCAAAUGAGAAUGAGGCAAUGAUUGCUGCACUCAGAGACGAAGAGGAUGAAGAAGACACAUAUAAAGAAGCCACCAAUUUCGAGGUUGCCCCGAACAAACGUGAUGAGGUGGCCAAGCGCUGUCUAGAUAUUGGAUAUCCUGCCAUCUCCGAGUACGAUUUUGCCAAUGACUUUGAGAAUGCCUCCCUUGCGAUCGACUUAAAACCUUCAACCCAGAUCCGACCAUAUCAAGAGAAAGCCCUGAGCAAGAUGUUCGGUAAUGGCCGUGGUAAAAGCGGCAUCAUUGUCCUCCCUUGUGGCGCAGGCAAGACACUGGUUGGCAUCACAGCAGGCUGUCAUAUAAAAAAGAGUAUUGUCGUCCUCUGCACCAGUGCCAUGUCAAGUUACCAAUGGUCUAACGAAUUCAAAAAAUGGUCGGACAUCCAGAAGGACGACAUUGCUGUCUUUUCCGCAACCGACAAGUAUAGAUUCAAAGGAGAAGCAGGAGUUCUGGUCACAACCUACUCGAUGAUAACAGCUGGUGGAAAGCGUGCCCAUGACACUCAGCAGAUGAUGGAGUGGAUUCAGAGCAAAGAAUGGGGUCUCAUGCUUCUUGACGAAGUGCAUGUGGUUCCCGCUAAGAUGUUCAGAAGGGUCGGCGAAACCAUUCGGGCUCACUGCAAGCUUGGUCUUACCGCCACCUUACUUCGUGAAGACGACAAAAUCACCGAUCUCAACUUCCUCAUCGGCCCAAAACUGUACGAGGCCAACUGGAUGGAACUGGCCGACCAAGGCCAUAUUGCAAAAGUACAAUGCGCAGAAGUCUGGUGCCCAAUGUCGAUUGAGUUCUAUCAAGAAUAUCAGAAUGCGAGCCCGCGGAAGCAACCACUAUUCUACAUCAUGAACCCCGAGAAGUUCCGGGUCUGCCAGUAUCUUAUCAACUACCAUGAAAAAAGAGGCGACAAGAUCAUUGUAUUCAGCGACAAUCUAUAUGCGCUCCAGCACUAUGCAAGGACUAUUGGCAGAUAUUACAUUUGUGGCGAGACCAGCAACAACGAGCGAAUUGAGGUCUUGCAGAAAUUUCAGAACGAUGAACGCCGUGAAACCAGCACCAUCUUCCUUUCGAAGAUUGGAGAUACUUCACUUGACUUGCCCGAGGCGACAUGCUUGAUUCAGAUCUCCUCGCACUAUGGGUCAAGACGUCAGGAAGCGCAACGACUGGGGCGGAUCUUGCGAGCCAAGCGGCGUAAUGACGAAGGGUUUAAUGCAUUCUUUUACUCCCUGGUCUCCAAGGACACCACCGAGAUGGCCUACAGUGCGAAGCGACAAGCUUUCCUGGUUGACCAGGGGUAUGCGUUCAAAACAAUCACACACCUGGCUGGGAUGGACAAGGAAGACCUGAGAUACUCCACCUCUCGGGAGAGAAAUGAAUUGCUUGCCGACGUUUUGCUCCAAAACGAAACGGCCGCCGACAUUGAGAAGGUUGAAGACAACAUGUGGAGUCACCUCAGCGCAGCCAGUGGCGGAGCCAAGGCCCGGUCAAAGAAACCACAAGUGCGCAGACAAGCUGGCUUGCUGGCGGAUGUCAGCGGCGGUGGUGUCUCUGCUCCGAUGUACCGUGAGCAGGACCGCAGAGGCAACAAAAAGGGCCCCGAGAGCGAGUGGUUCAAGAAGGAAUCGAGACGGAGGGAGCUUGCAGCUAAGAAGCGGAAGAAGGAGAGAGAGGAGGCCGAGAGGGCUGCUGGUCGGGCAUAG
Molecule: messenger RNA, 2547 nt
Organism: Cladophialophora yegresii CBS 114405
Lineage: Eukaryota; Fungi; Ascomycota; Eurotiomycetes; Chaetothyriales; Herpotrichiellaceae
Product: DNA excision repair protein ERCC-3
Exons: 1
Coding region: 1-2547 (848 amino acids)
Biological process (GO): transcription initiation at RNA polymerase II promoter; nucleotide-excision repair
Cellular component (GO): transcription preinitiation complex; nucleotide-excision repair factor 3 complex; transcription factor TFIIH holo complex
Molecular function (GO): DNA binding; ATP binding; 3'-5' DNA helicase activity
Source: RefSeq, a predicted model, not a curated record